This is a messenger RNA of Fusarium verticillioides 7600, 3579 nucleotides long. RefSeq lists its product as hypothetical. NCBI's taxonomy places the organism in Eukaryota, Fungi, Ascomycota, Sordariomycetes, Hypocreales, Nectriaceae. Bases 1593 to 2735 code for a protein of 380 amino acids. The record is from RefSeq and is a predicted model, not a curated record. Gene Ontology annotation, molecular function: metal ion binding; ubiquitin protein ligase activity. Gene Ontology annotation, biological process: protein polyubiquitination. The transcript is spliced from 2 exons.
AUUUCUGGUUUACAGGGCAUAACGCAUCUAAACCAGGAUCAGAUCCUCGUUUGUCAGGUGCCUCUCUUUCGCCGCCAUUUAUUUCUCCUCAGCUCAGAAAGAAAACCUGAACUUGCUCAAUUCGUUAUCACUUCUUUUUUAUUAUCUUGCGCCACUCUAAUUACGACUUACUCGCAAUUAUCUUACCGGUAGUGGAAACAAAUCCGCCGUCGCUGCCGGUUGCACCAUCAGAGUCCGGGCACGGCGACAUACAUACCCCGUCCGUGAGGUACAAGCUUAAGCAUAUCAUCACUGCGGGAUAUCAAAGUCACUUUUGUCUGUUCACCCCUCCAUAUCCGUCGCUCGUUGCUCGCAAAGAACAGCCCAGCCCAGGCCAUUCCCAGACUCGCAGAGGCACAGACAGACAGAACAGAAGAGACAGGACAGGAACAUUGUAACGCCCCCACCAUUUCCCCAUCACUCGCAUUGCAUCAAUCGCGUCAGGUCUUCCAGGUUCUUUUACCCACGAAGUUUACCUUAAGUUACCUUGCUACGCCUAACUUUACACUGCGACGCCUAAAGUAACGCCCACUUCGGCCACUCUCGCCCGCUUUCACCCACUACGGCCCAUCGUUUGCCGCCCUCUCCGCCGCUGGACUUCAUUCAACUCGCUACCAUUAUAGCACUCUCCUCUUGGACUUCCCGGUGUCCAACUCGUAUUCUUCUAAACUCCCUCCACUUUCUUUUUAUCCUUCCUCCACCUUCCCUUCUUUCGAACCUUGGACUUCGGCCCGCCCCCCGAUUUCGCCCUCCAUCGCGAAUUGCUUCAACCCAUCAGCCCUCCAACACAAAAGCAUCAUGCCUGAAUACCGCCACGCCAGGAGCGGUAGCCUCAGCGUUGCUAACGGUGGUUCACACUCUCAGGCGAGCGCUAUGGCAAAUACUCCCCGCUUCGAUGGACCCCGAAGUCCCCCGAGUACGUUCUGUUCAUCCACUGUUGCUUUGCUUUGCUUUGCUGCGUGGUUGUUGCAUGUUGCACACGACCCCCGCCAAACCUUGAAUACCAAAUGUCGUUCCUACUGACACGACUGAAUUAUAGAUACGUCCCACGUUCCUUGCAAGUUCUUUCGUCAAGGUGCUUGUCAGGCUGGUAAUGCCUGUCCUUUCAGUCAUGAUCUGAGCAACGCUGCUGAGAACGUCUGCAAAUACUUUGCAAAGGUGAGUGCGCCAUAUCAUGAUCCAUCGCCCGCUACCAGCCGCAUCCGCCCCUCACCACGUCGCAACGUCUCCAAUCCACAGCAGCACUGACGAUCGUUUUUCAAUUACAGGGAAACUGCAAGUUUGGUCCGAAAUGCGCAAAUAUCCAUAUCCUCCCCGACGGUCGACGCAUCAACUACGGAAAGAAUGGUGUCACGAUAGGCAAUACUUCCGCCCUCGCGGGUCGAUCUAACCCCACCUCCGCAAGCAACAAUCAAUCCUCCACCAGCGCCCUUACUACCUCCCUCUACCGCGCUGACGUUCCAGCAUACACUUCGGCGUAUCCUUACGAUGAACAAGAUCAACAUACUCUCGGUCGACAGCCCAGUCUUGAGAAUGGUCUCCCAACCAUCGAUAUGUCCUAUACUGGAUCCAACUACGGUUCUCCCCGAGACGAAGAGUCCUUGCGCUUCGGCAUGGGACUUUCUCCUAUCAACAACAAGGGUCUCUCUGUCCUAGACGCUCCUCUCCCCGCAUCUUUCGAUUCCAAUGGCAUCUCCAACGCUGCUCGCUUCCCCGCUGGUCCAUGGCCAUCGUCUGUUCCCAACCAAUUUGGCAUCGAAUCGCCAACGCCUUCACUCAGCAAUGCUAAGGACUCGCGUACAUCGGAGACACUCAAGCUUUUACACACUUCAGCAUUUGCCAACGGGGAAGAGUAUUUUGGCAGACGAGCUAUGCACUCGUCCCGCUUUACCAAGCCCCGGAUGCUCAGUUCCAGCAUGCCUAAGACGUCUGUUGACAGAGACUGGGAGCCUGGUUUUGCUUUUGGUGACGAUGACGACAAUCUCCCCGAGAACUAUGUACCCGAAAACCUUCAAGACCUCUUGACUCCAGUCGAAAAGGCUCGCCGUGGCUCUAUGCGAGCUGACAGCGAUGUCGAGGGCUUGAGCAAGUACGGCAGUCCCAUCGGAACCAGCCCUAGCCGAUGGGGUCCUAUGUUCCAGCGACAGAAGGAAGAGGAGGAAACAUCUCGAUCUCUUCGAGGUGCCUCUGCUUUUGGUCACGUCGGAAGCCCACUCCGGAACUCUGUUCUUUCACAGGAGAUGGGAGGCACGAACGGAUUCGUCCGUCCGUCUUCUUUGCGAUCAGGCAGUGACGGCAUGUCCAUGCUUUCUCAGCAACUUCAGCGAAGCCGCCUUGAUGAUACUGCAGGCAAUUCUAGUCCUCUUCUCCACCCCGCGGCCGCUCGAGCUGGUGCUACCGCUAGUGCCAUUAGCCCGAUUAGUCCUAUUGGCAAGGAACGCGAGCGAGGUGGCAUGGAACGUCAUGUGUCGAGCGGUAGCAUCAGCUCAUCUAUGAAUGGCCGAUUCACUACCCCGAUCAACGAAGACGACGAGAUGUUCCACAUGGAGGGCAUGGAGGAAGACGGUGAGCCUUCUAUCAAGUCACCUAAGAGGACAUCAGCUGGCUUGGCCAAUGUCUGGAGCAGCUAUGCGGGUGCAGUCGCCGGCAAGCCUUCCACCAAUGGAACCAAGGGAGUUCCUGUCAGCGGCCGAUAAACGACCAGGCUGAAGGCGGAGGAUAGCGUCUUUGAACAACUGGUUUCAGUUUUAUCAGCCAAGCGUCGGAGUUGGUAGCUUAGACAAAAAAAAAAAAAGGAGGUGACGAGUUGAUGAGCCAUGAUCUUGAGCGGACAACACCACAGUCGCUACGACAUACUGCAUUUCGCCAACAAGCUUACGCUUGAGGGGAACGGACGAAAGAAAAAUAUGAGGAUGCAUGGCAAUUUAUUAUGGCCAAGAUCAAAAAGGAUAUAGGAUACACGGCCAGGAGUUUUGACAUUUUCUGUUUUCAUAUAUUGCUUGAUAAUCGCUAUCAUAUCAUGAACUGCUUUGGAAGGCAGAUGGAAUCUCUUUUCUGCCCACUCAGUUUUUAGGCUUGAUGAGGGUAACAAGCAAAGCCGACUGACUUGUAUGCUCGAUGCACAAUUGGGUCUCGCUGCUUGGUAUCUUCCUAUUGGGCAUGGUGUUUUGGGGAGGUUCGGAUCUACAAAAACAACUUCAAAUAGGGGUUAAGACCUCGUUAGAUAUAUCGAGGCAAAUCAUGUAUGAAAAUAGCUGCAUGUAUGGGAGGAUGCAUAAUGGACAUUGCGUGUUCACCGGGCCUGUUGGCACUGGAUUUACUUAGUACCCAGCCAUCUGCGGUGAUGUAAUGUUGAUUCUCGGCAGAUCUUUGGCUGUCUACGUGAUACUGAGGCCUGCGUACUAGUCAUGCUCCCAGGUGGAGAUGGGGAUAUCGGGAAUAGCGGCUAUGUGAGCUCUACAGGGAGCAGUCACAGGAUGUACGUAGAGAAAUUGGGCGUUUCUAUACACUAUACAAAGCCACAGAGUAGAGAUUCCACCA